Molecule: messenger RNA, 1107 nt
Organism: Sphenostylis stenocarpa
Lineage: Eukaryota; Viridiplantae; Streptophyta; Magnoliopsida; Fabales; Fabaceae
Source: the annotation of a GenBank genome assembly
AUGUUUUUGAAUCUUUUGAUCGAAUGGGGUCGAUACUCCAGAGGAGGGUGUGUUGGGUUUGGCCAUGAUGAAGCUACGGCUACUAAUACUGUUGCCCCAUCAGCAACUGCUCCUAAAAAGCAAUGUUGGUGUGAUGGGGUUUGGAUUCGGGGCAUGAGAGUGUUAGGGAAGAGAAAGGAGCGUGAGGAGUGGGAAGGUAGCUACACUCUACGCUACACUACUAUUCCAUUUUCCUUGGGGGAUGGCAGUGGCAGAGAUACGGAUACAGACAGAGGUUUUGAUGUAUUGGGUUUGCGACUAAUAAAGCCUCGUGAUCGGAGAAGGCAGAUCCGUGGAAGAAUACUGUUUCCACUAGGACCAGUCCAAUUAAUAUCGGCCAAGGCAAUGAUGCAUCGCUGUUGCGGGAACUCUCAGGCUCACGUGAUGGGCACGUGCACAUGCGCCAUGUUUCACAGCGAAACUAACUCCUACUCGAUGCUCUUUUCUAUGCCUAUGCCCAACACCCACGGUCCCUAUGAUGAUUACGAACACGACAUGUAUUCCUCCUACACGCCCUCUCCUUCUUCCGUGGACUGCACGCUCUCCCUUGGUACCCCCUCCACGCGUUUCACCGAAGACGAGGAGAGACGAAGCCGCCACGAACGUCGCUCUUCCGUCUCCAACUUUUGCUGGGACUUGCUGCAAUCCAAACACACCACCCAAUCUCAAACCAAUAAAUCCAGUAGGGGAAGCAAUGCCACUUCCAACAACGACCCUCUUCUCGCUCGUCGCUGCGCCAACUGCGACACUACUUCCACUCCCCUCUGGAGAAACGGCCCUCGCGGCCCGAAGUCACUAUGCAAUGCUUGCGGGAUCAGAUAUAAGAAGGAAGAAAGAAGAGCGACCGCUGCCGCCGCCACGUCAGCGGCUGCUCCCGGCGGCGUAAUAGAAUCGGCGCGCACGUACGGCCACCAAAGCAAUUCUUGGUACGCACACUCGCAGAUGGGUAACGAGUUACGCUUCAUGGAGGAUUCCGAUGAUAGAGACUCGGAGAAUGGCAUUCCGUUCUUCUCUUGGAACCUUAACGUUCCAGACCGAACGAGCCUCGUGCACGACUACACGAGAUGA